ACAACUCAGAGCUGGAAAGGGUCAAAGAGAAAACUUUCGGACCUGGCAAGCAAGUUUGAGCAGAAAAUGGAGAAUUCGCAGAGGCCCAUGCAUCUUUACUUAGGGAUAUGCAUUUUGUCAUUGCAAUGGAUACUGACCUAUCAGCAAGUCAAUGUGGCCUUAAAAGGAAUUGCAACUCAGUCUUCUUUAUUCGACUAUAACUAUGCUUCCUUUGCUAUUGAUGGCAACAGAGCAUCUGACUUGAGCGCCUCCUCAUGUUCACACACAAAUCCUAAAAAUAGCCCGUGGUGGAGUGUGGAUUUGUUGGUGGUGUAUUACAUUAGCAAUGUAACCAUCACUAACAGAGGCGACUGCUGUGGAAUUCGGAUGAAUGGUGCUGAGAUCCACAUUGGCAAUUCCUUAAUCAACAAUGGCAACAAUAACCCAAGAUGUGUUGUUAUCCCUAGCAUGCCUGAUGGUGCCUCUAUAAACUACACAUGUAAUAUGCAGGGUCGUUACGUGACUGUGAUCCUUCCCAAUAUUGUUGAGUGCCUCACGCUUUGUGAAGUGGAAGUCUACGGGGCUCCAGUUAUUAAAAGGGCAUUUCUGAGAAUAAAGUUUAACAGCAUUGAGGAUCUCAGCAACCCUACCAUGAGGGACAAAAUUCUUCAAAAGGCUAUUCCGUGCUGACAGCCUGCACCCCAGCAGAGUUGGAGCGGAGAUCCUCUCGGACCAC
This is a messenger RNA of Tachysurus fulvidraco (yellow catfish), 715 nucleotides long. Its product is annotated as fucolectin-like. Bases 67 to 669 code for a protein of 200 amino acids. The transcript has 7 exons. NCBI's taxonomy places the organism in Eukaryota, Metazoa, Chordata, Actinopteri, Siluriformes, Bagridae. The record is from RefSeq and is a predicted model, not a curated record.